AUGUACGACCACCGUCUCCGACACAACCCCUUCAGCUCUCCCCCGUCCUCGACCGGCUCCCAUGACACGGUCAGCACCACUGACGAAGAGCUCACGCGCAACUUGUCCACUUUCUCAUUCACCCCCGACGGCGAGGGCACCCGCAAAUUCAGCGACGACCAAAGCUUGCCCAAGCGGAACACUGCCCGGUCUGGCCGCUUCGGCCCCCGCCAGACCACGGUGCUCAACACGUCGGCCAUUGCACGUGCCUUUCCGGAAUGGAGCGGCCUGGUGGGCAAGGACACAUUCACCUUUUCCCAAAGCAUCAACACGGCAGCUCUCGCUUUGACCACGCCCGCAAUCGUAAUUGACGAGGGCAAAGAGAACGUCCCCCCGCCGGCUGAGCACACCCAGGACAACACGUUCGAGGACGGGCUGGACCUGAAGAAGCGGAGGCGUCACACGGCUGACAUGCAGCCCCGUGUCGAGAACGAGUCUGACUGCUCCACUGUCCUCUCCCGCACCCCCAACCGGCCUGCCAUCGGCUCUCGUCGUUCUCGCUUCUCAAGCGCCCAUAACGACGCCCUCGUCUCCUCGCCCGAGCCGCCCAAGCGCUCGCUCCAGGAGAUAGUGUCCAAGAUUCGCACCGAGAAGCAAACCACAAGGAGCCAAGGAAGCUACCGCGACAUGACGGUCAAGCAGUCCCCGCCCAGGGACGUCAUGCAUCUACAGCCACCAACCAUCACUGCCGACAAGAGCGGCAUCAGCCCCACCGGACGCUCUUUCUUCCUCCCAGCGUUCCGGCACCUCCCCGACUGGACGUCUGGCACUCUCAAGUUUAGCACUAUGAGAAAUGGUGUUCCCCUCUUUGUCAAGCAGGGAAAGCCCGGUGUCCAGCUUGGCAAGCCCGAGGACCAUGGCGCCGUCAAUGGCGUUGACAUUCCCGAGGAAGACGAGUUGAUCUUCGUCUCCAUGGAUAAGCUCCAGGAGGAAGUCCGCGAGCUCCACGAUCAUGAUGCCAUGCUUCAGCGCGAGGCCGAGAAGCUCCAGCGCGAAGUCAACCAGCUCCAGUCAGAACUCAAGACGUUCAAGCUUCGGAAGCGGUCCGACAGCGCCAUUGGCUCCUCUGACUCGGAUGGGUCAUUCAACAAGCGCGGUGAAGCGCUCAAUCAAGAACUAGAAGACCACAUUGCGCAGUUGCAAGACCGUCUUGAUCACGCCAGCAGACAGGUCGGCGUUCACGACAUCCACAGCUCGGCGCUCGCAGCAGAGCGCGAUGAAGCAUUGCACCAGGCGGCAGUGGCCCGUGAGCGGGCCCAGAAACUGCAGUCUGAACUUGAGGGUACUCAAAAGGACCUGGAGUCUACCCUGCAAUUCCGCCACGAGAAGGAAGCAUUGGAGAGGGAGAACGCCACUCUGACGGCUGCCAACAAGAAUUUGAAACAGCAGCACGACACUGCUCUUCAGAACAACAAGAACAUCACGGCGCGGUACGACGAGCUUCGCCGAGAGUUUGCCACUCUGCACAAAGAGCUUGCCGCAGCUCGCGAUGAGCUUGCAUCGGUUCGCAAGCUGUACGAGGCUGCCAAAGAAGACAAGAGGCUCAUUGCCCAAGACCACGCAAGCAUGGAGCGUAACAACGACACGUACUUCAAGGAGAACAAGAGACUGCAGGCGCAAGUUUCUGCUCGCGAUCUGCACAUUGCCGAUCUCAAGAAGGGCAUCAGCAGCCGCGAUAAAAUGAUCGACAACAUCCAAGGCCUGACUACUGACACGGCUAUAAUUGAGCUGAAUUCCAAGCUUGAGGCUGAGAUAGAGCGUCUCAAGACCUUGUUGCAGCAGCAGACAGGCGGCUUGCAGGAGCAAGAGGGAUCCAUCAGCGCCAAAGAGGGUCGGAUCCGCGUUCUGAAAGAGCAGAACCUCGAGCUUGCAGCCGAAAAGGAGAAGCUUAUCGAAGAAAACCAGCGACUUCGUGAUGAGUACGAGGAGAUGAGAGGCCAGUGGAUUGACGAUCGACAUAAGGUAAUCCGAUUAAACCAGCUCAUCACCAAAAACAACACCGAGUAUCUCAGGACGCUCAACGACAACACCGAAGACUGCGUCCGGCUGGAGGAAGAAUUCAAGCAAAAGGAGGCAACGCUCCGUCUGAAACUCGACCGUCGUGAGGCAGCUAUCCAAAAAGUCAAGCAGCUCACGAACAGGAUUACCGAGAUAACUGAGCGCGACAUUUUGGGGAAACCCACCAAGGUCACGCGCAUCGUCGAACCUGAGGAUGCCACGGGCGGUCGAUAUGCGGCAAGCGACUUGACGGGCAAGAGCAGCGCCGGAAACGUCGAAGACGAUCCGGAGCUCCAUCUGACGCAGGGAUCGGACUUUGUCAGCAUCAUGGACGGCGAGAUUGUCAAGCUGAAGCAGACAUACCGAGAACUCCAGAACCAGCCGCAGGACGACACAGAGAGGAGCCGGUCUGACGGGAGCAUCCCAGCACCCGGAGCAGCCGGCGGCACCCAGCCCAAGGGUCAGCCAGCUGGGAUCCUUAAGAAGUCGAGUCAGUUUGCACUCGACGAAGACACGGGCCGCUUCAGCGUCAAGUCGGCUUUGAGCAUCGUCAGUCACCACACCGACCUAUCUGAGCACACGGGCCUAACUGCUCAGAGCCACCGGUCUGCCAAGAGCAUGUCCAACGUGCUUGGCAAAGCGACACGGCCCGAGUCACGGCUGCGACGCAAUUCGGAUACAACCCACGGUGGUCUGGAGCCGACAAUGACGGGACAGAACAUGACGUCUGCGUUCUUUGUGCCGGAUAUCACCCUGCACAGCGAUAAGCAGAGCACUGUCAGACAAGAGAUCCCGACUCUUAGCAAGGAAGCACGGCGCGUCCUCGACGGCAUCUGCAAGCACAAGUCAGACAACUGCAAUCUCUGCCUCCGGAUCGCCGCGUAUGGAGAGAAACACAGCACCACCACGACCACCAAGGUCGUCUUGGUAACAAUCGAUGAUGUGAAGAAGGGCAAGAAGACUGUGUGUGUUGGGAAGCCGGUGCCUGUCUCUGAUCGCAUGCCUGAGGCAGACGGGAAGAACGACGAGCCCACGAUACGGCCAGCGACGUCGCCGGGAGAGGCGCUCGCCAUCCUGAUCAAGGAAACCCGGGACGAAAUCGAGCACCUGCAGAUGGAGCUCAAGCGUCUGAAUGAUUCCUACUUUAGCCUGGACAAGUCGCUUGGUCAGCGUGAGCGCAGGCGCACCAUGGCCGAGAUCCAGAGAUUGCAGGCCGAAGUGGAGAUGAAGAGCGGGCAGCUGUACAGGCUGUACGAUGUGCUCGAGGGCCAGAAGCAGGCUGGUCAGCUCAUGGCUGACGACGAGCUGGACGUCACAGUCCUGAGCAAUCUCGUCCGAGUCGAUGCCACGGGCGAGAGUAGGGACGGUUCGUGGAACGGGUUUGACUGAGUUGAGUGGCUAAUGUGUUUGGAGAGGUGUGAGUGAACUAAUGACUGUAUUGGGCCGUUACUGGAUGGCAUUUGUUUGGUGUAUGCUUGAGGAAAAAGGAUCAUGGUGUUUAUUUUUGGAGGGGUCUGGUCUGGUCUGGCGUUUUAGGAAUCAUGGUUGGGCAUUGUUGUUUAUUAGGUAUCUCUUUGACUCUCGCUGUUGGAGUACGCAGAUUGCAUUCUAUGUCUGAUGACGGCGGGAGAAGAUGAUCUCUUGACCAUUGCAGCAGUUCUCGGAACAGGCAGCUUAGAUGCUUUUGGCGUUGGAGAGGGUGCAUAAGAAAUUGUGUCUUUCUGAGCAACCUAUGCCAUAUAUGGAUCAAAC
Lasiosphaeria miniovina is the source of this 3789-nucleotide messenger RNA. RefSeq lists its product as uncharacterized. The transcript is spliced from 2 exons. The record is from RefSeq and is a predicted model, not a curated record. The coding region runs from base 1 to 3426 and encodes 1141 amino acids. Gene Ontology annotation, molecular function: microtubule binding. NCBI's taxonomy places the organism in Eukaryota, Fungi, Ascomycota, Sordariomycetes, Sordariales, Lasiosphaeriaceae.